Molecule: messenger RNA, 622 nt
Organism: Phoenix dactylifera (date palm)
Lineage: Eukaryota; Viridiplantae; Streptophyta; Magnoliopsida; Arecales; Arecaceae
Source: RefSeq, a predicted model, not a curated record
GGACAAUGCAACGAAGCCCCACAGCGCCCCUCUCUCUCUCUCUCUCCCCUGUACUUAUAUAGUCACCUCUUUCUCAUUCUCACACGGAAAGAGAGAUAAAGAGAAAGGCAAGAGAAGGGAGAUCAUGAUGGCGGAGGAAGGAAGAGGAGCGCCGCACGGUGUGCUAUUAGCAGUGGUGGUAGGAGUGGUGGUGGCAGUGCCGUUCCUCCUUGGCGACGGCGGCGAAGCACUGUUAGAAGCUAUCUCCGAACUCGUAACUCCCGCGGGGCUUCUACUCCUCCCAGUUACUCUCAUACUUGUAAUCAGGUUCUUGUCGUCGGACCGCGGCACCGCCUUCUCCGACAUCUUCUCCUUCGGCUCCCCGGACUCCAUCCACCGCGUCGGCGGGUCUCCUAUCGGCGUCGCGCUCGUCUUGCUCCUCCUCCUCUUCCUCCUCUACAACCGCAUCUCCCUCUUCGGCGGCGACGAUGAGGGCGAGUAACCAACGCUGUAAAAUUACCAUAUUGCCCGCAGUAUAUCCACUGGGAUUAGGGGCUUUCUUGUCAUUUCAGCCAUGCGGCUUCAUGUGUAAGUCUUCGCUUCUCUAUGUCAUGAUGUAGAUUACUGCAUUUGCCAGGGUUUA